GGUGUAUGAUGUCUGCAGCACCAGCCACACAACCAACCUUAUGUACACUGCACAUUUGGCCUUCAAGGUGGAACUUGCCGUCUAUUGACCCCACAUGUGUUGCAGCAGUUUUCUAUCUGCAACUGACCAUUCCAGGGAAAUUUGAAGUUGUGGAAUGUACUAACCCCGACGUGUCUCCUAGCGGAAAGCUUCCCUUCCUCACGCAUGGCCAUGCCGCAGUGUCAUCCCUCCCAGCCAUCAUUUCUUUCGUUUCUUCAUUAGCAAAGUCUACCACAUCAUCAGGUGCAAGGGAUCUCGACGCGUCUCUAAGUACUCCACAAAAAGCAAAGCGAACCGCUUGGUGCUCGCAUGUUGAGGCGCAGAUUGGGAACCUUGUGGCAUAUUCAUUCUACUCUCUGAACGACAACUUCUGGAACCUCACAAACCCUGUAAUGGCAUCUAUGCUUCCAAUUCCGCAGCGCUACUAUGUGCCUGGGCGUAUACGUGAAAUGCACCGACCACGCUUAGAGGCGGCUGGUCUGUGGACACAGCUGGCGUCUGAACUGCAGAAAGAUUCCUUCGGGAAACGACAGAAGAAAGUUGACCCUAAAGACGAAUACGCGCGCGCAUUUGAACGGGAUAAAGUAUCUGCACAAGCGAAGGCAUCGUUUGCUCUUUAUGCGAACUUACUGAAUGAGCAAAAGUUUUUCUUUGGGGAGCGGCCCACGACUCUUGACAUUUAUCUGGCUUCGCACAUUCUCCUGUUGCUUGAUCCGCCAUUCCCGGAUCAACUAAUGCGAAUUACUCUGGAGGUUUCAUACCCGAAGCUCGUAGAGCACGCGCGGCACGUGCAAUCAGAAGUUUCACAAAUCCCGCCAUAUCUUAUAGCCCCCACUCAAAAACAGUCGUUGCUGUCGUUAAUACCGCGACCUCUGAGCAAUCCUCUCAGAACGCAGAAGAAACAACUGGACGAAACAGACCUUCAGUUUCGCCGCAUGCGAUGGACGUGGUUUGCGCUUGCUUUUGGCGGCGUGGCAAUCUACGUCACUCGAUUGUGUAUGAAUGUCGCCAUCGUAAAAGCCAACAGACGAGCUCGACGUGUGCAGACAACUGGGGCUGAAGAAGAAGACGAAAUGGAGGUUAUGGAUGAUGAAGGAGACGAUGAAGGAGAAGACGAAACGGAGGUUGUGGACGAUGAAGAGGGUUCAGAAAAAGGUGCCCAGGACAGGGACGACUAGUAUGAAUCCAGGGUGAUCUCGCUUUGUGAUCCCCCCCGGCUCGCACCAUAAUCAUAUAUACGACUUGAUUUUGAUAAUAGCUUUCGUCUUUUAGAAUUUGACCGGUGCCUCCCAACCUCACGUACCCAGGGACCAUUGAUAUUAACCAUAUGCAAUUGAUCUUUACAGUGUGACCAC
Molecule: messenger RNA, 1394 nt
Organism: Suillus paluster
Lineage: Eukaryota; Fungi; Basidiomycota; Agaricomycetes; Boletales; Suillaceae
Product: outer mitochondrial membrane transport complex protein-domain-containing protein
Exons: 5
Coding region: 6-1217 (403 amino acids)
Biological process (GO): mitochondrion organization
Cellular component (GO): SAM complex
Source: RefSeq, a predicted model, not a curated record